This is a messenger RNA of Penicillium verhagenii, 1515 nucleotides long. RefSeq names its product guanosine diphosphatase. Bases 1 to 1515 code for a protein of 504 amino acids. The record is from RefSeq and is a predicted model, not a curated record. Gene Ontology annotation, molecular function: UDP phosphatase activity; GDP phosphatase activity. Gene Ontology annotation, cellular component: membrane; Golgi apparatus. NCBI's taxonomy places the organism in Eukaryota, Fungi, Ascomycota, Eurotiomycetes, Eurotiales, Aspergillaceae. The transcript is spliced from 2 exons. Gene Ontology annotation, biological process: protein N-linked glycosylation; nucleoside diphosphate catabolic process.
AUGGCACAGACCCAAAGAACCCGAUACCUGAAGACCGGCGCUAUUAUCGCAUUUGUGUUUAUGGUCGUUUUGUGGUUGUCCCCGUCUCGCUCCGCUGUUUCUAGCUACAGUCAAGAGCAAGCCCCUUCGACCUCCGGUUCAUCCACCAAGUGCACCAAGCCUUUUGAUUCUUCCAAGCCCUUGAUUCAAUAUGCGCUCAUGAUCGAUGCCGGAAGCACUGGGUCCCGCAUUCACGUCUACCGAUUCAACAACUGUGGUUCCACUCCGGAAUUGGAGAACGAGGUCUUCGAGCAGACCGCGAAGAAGGAGGGUGGCGGCUCUGGUCUCAGCUCUUACAAGGAGGAUGCCGAAGGUGCUGCUCUCAGUCUGGAUCCUCUCAUGGAGGUUGCUAUGCAGAACGUCCCCGCGGAGUACCGGUCUUGCACCCCGGUUGCGGUCAAGGCUACCGCCGGUCUGCGUCUUUUGGGCCCCGAGUUGAGCACAAACAUUUUGGACGCUGUGCGCCACCGUCUGGAAACCGCGUACCCCUUCCCCGUUGUCGCCAAGGAGAAGGGCGGCGUGGAGAUCAUGGACGGUAAAGAUGAGGGUGUUUAUGCUUGGAUUACCACUAAUUACCUCCUGGGCAAGAUCGGUGGACCCGAUCUGACCCCCACCGCUGCUGUCUUCGACUUGGGUGGUGGUUCCACUCAGAUCGUUUUCCAGCCUACCUUUGAGCAGAGCAAGGCUGGUGGUAUGCCCGAGCACAUGGCUCCUGGUGACCACAAGUACGAGCUCAACUUCGGUGGCCGCGAGUUUGAACUUUACCAGCACUCCCACCUUGGCUACGGUCUGAUGUCGGCUCGUGAAGCUGUCCACAAGGUUGUCCUUGAAGCUAUGUUGGCCAACAACCCUAAGGAUCUGUCCUGGUUGAAGCGUCCCAUCUCUAACCCUUGUAUUGGCCCCGACAUGGAGCGUGAGGUCACCGUGAAGUUCGCGGAGCCUCACCCUCUUAGCCCCUCGGUAACUGUGAACAUGGUGGGUCCCAAGGACUCCACUGCUGCUCCCCAGUGCCGUGCUCUUGCCGAGAAGACCUUGAAGAAGGACAACGACUGCAAAUUGGCUCCUUGUUCGUUCAACGGUGUUCACCAGCCAUCUCUGGAAAAGACCUUCUCUCGCGAGGAUGUUUACGUUUUCUCCUACUUCUACGACCGCACUGCUCCUCUGGGCAUGCCUUCCUCCUUCACUGUGGGUGAGCUUCGAGACCUCACCUCUACUGUCUGUGGUGGUGAAGACAGCUGGGGUGUAUUUGAGAGUGUUGAGGGCGCCAUGGUUGAGCUGCGUGAUCGUCCGGAAUGGUGCUUGGACCUGAACUUCAUGCUCAGCCUCCUCCACACUGGUUACGAUAUGCCCCUAUCUCGCGAGGUCAAGAUUGCUAAGAAGAUCAAGGACAACGAGCUGGGCUGGUGUCUUGGUGCUAGCUUGCCUCUUCUCAGCCAGGAAUCUGGCUGGACAUGCCGCAUCAAGGAGGUCUCGUAA